Messenger RNA from Desarmillaria tabescens, 1163 nucleotides. RefSeq lists its product as uncharacterized. The record is from RefSeq and is a predicted model, not a curated record. NCBI's taxonomy places the organism in Eukaryota, Fungi, Basidiomycota, Agaricomycetes, Agaricales, Physalacriaceae. The transcript is spliced from 4 exons. The coding region runs from base 46 to 1098 and encodes 350 amino acids.
ACGAUCCGGGCAAAAACGGAGAAUCUUCCCUUCCCUUUCCCCUAGAUGGCGAUAUCCUUCCCCGCUGAAUUGCUCGAACUUUUCGUCAUCGAGGCUAGUAUCCCCACGCGAAAAGCCCUAAGAUCAACAUGUAAGGCCCUCAGAUCGAUCGCAACGCCCUUCGUAUUUGAGAACCUCUUCGUCGACACGCGAAACAAGAAACGGCCCUUCAAAUUCCUGAAGUAUCUGUCCUCAGAAAAAGGAUUUGCAAAAUACGUUCUGCACUUGCACCUAGUCUCUCUGACGUUCCAGGGAAAGAGUAUGCUUGGGUUGCGUAAGGAGAAAGACUGCGAAAAGCUUCUGGUAGCUGCGAUACCAUAUAUGACAUCGCUGAAAAGUAUCUCCUGCUCUGCCUCGGAUAAGCGUAUCGUAACCAAUGCCAGCUUGUGGUCCUCCCUCAACCACAUAACUGCUUUUUCCAUCACGAACUGGGAUGGGAACCAGCCUAUGUCAAUCUCCGGCUUACACCUCCCCCAUCUUACAAGCCUCAGCUAUUCGGGCACCGGCAGUCUCGACACCCACCUCACCACGCUAAACAUCCACUACUCCAAACAUCCUGACGACCGUCCCAACCCAUUUACCCCCAUGGUCUACGUUGUAUUCCACCGUUUUCGGUCCACCUGUCUCACUAGUCUUUCGCUUUCCGGAAACAUCUCCCUAGGCCUCCUCGAGGUAUACUUCCUCGUCCCCAUCCUCCGUCGCCUCCAGUCGCUCUCACUCAACUUGGACUCUGUGCCGCCCGAAUUCUGGAUGGAAUUGAGGCGACAGGGGGUGUUCAUCAAGGAUAGGUUCGCCUUGACAACGUGGGAAGCCGAUGAUUCUGUGUUUGAUUAUCUCUGCUCGUAUAUCGGACUACAGAAUUUGUUUUUGCGUAUCAAGGAUGGAGAGGAUGAUCUGAGGGCGAAGGGGGUUGUACGGAAACAUCGAACUACGUUACGCAGCGUAGAUAUUGCGAAACCGAGCUCGCUCGUGAGCUUUCAUAUCUGGGUGAGCGAAUUUGCUUGCCUUUCAUGUAUUCUUUGCCGAUUUUCGCAGAUUGGAAGAUUGCCAUUGUCAUGAGCACGAAACGUACUGACUGAGGACGAGACUCUAUAAUGAAUGAAAUUCGAAUGCAAACUCCCUUG